Molecule: messenger RNA, 1249 nt
Organism: Perkinsus marinus ATCC 50983
Lineage: Eukaryota; Perkinsozoa; Perkinsida; Perkinsidae
Exons: 9
Coding region: 1-1203 (400 amino acids)
Source: RefSeq, a predicted model, not a curated record
AUGGGAGAGCAGACUGCGGCGAGCGUCUGGGGUUCCAUCGUGGCAGGCGAGGUUGGUGGUAGGGUCUCUGUGAUGGGCCAAGCUGUGGCGAAACGGUUCCGUGGUCGAGGGUGUGGGUUCUUGGACCUGCAAGCAUCGAGGGAGGCACUGAGCUUUGAUCCUGCUCUUGGGGAACCAUUGGAGAUCAUAGUGGAUGGGGGUGCUCGAGCCGUCCUGAAGCCGGUCCACCUUGGGGAUGUUGUCCGUGUUGAGGGGUUUAUACAGGAAACUCGCCGGCCAGGGGCGAUGGCCGUGCGUUUAGGCAAGGGGUUCCUCACUAAUACGGCGACAGCUCCUCAUGGGGAAUUCGUACCACCGGAGCACCAGGAUCGGGUAUACGACCUGAAGGACCUGCCCUGUCCGCUGGAGAGGGUCUGCAAGUUCUUCGUCAACAAUAACGGGAGAUGCCAUAGGAAGGUCUGUGAUGAUGUUCACAUCCAAAUUUCGGGUCGGGCUAGGAAAGAGUAUAUGGAGAGGAUGCGGGAAUCUAAGUCCGCGGCCUCACAUCACGUCGAUGAUCUAUAUGAGAUGCACGAGAAGGAGAAGCAUGCUAACAGGGCUCGGGUGUUCGCUGAGUGGCUAGUGGAUACGUUUACCUUGGCUGUGCUACAGUCCGGUAGUGGUGUAGUUGAUGUUGCUGGAGGCAAGGGGGAGCUGGCGGUAGAGCUGGCAGCACUGGGUAUACCUGUUACGGUCAUUGACCCACGACAGAACCUUGCCCCGACGAGGAGGUUACGGCAACUCGUGAAUAGAAUGAUGGGUGGUAAGAUGUCGAAGGAGAAAUGUGUGGCCUGGCGACUGGAGCACACACGGCACUUGAAGAUGCUCCUGGACGAUGAAGUAGAUGCUGAAGUUAAGGCAGGCAUUUUCCGUGACUGCAGUGUUGUUGUCGGCAUGCACCCGGACCAGGCUACUGGGUAUGUCCAAUCAGUUGCGAUGGAGUUCGAUAAGCCCUAUGCUAUCGUGCCUUGCUGUGUGUUCUCGGAUGAGUUCACUGACCGUUUUGUUGCUGACCGAGAUGGAGAGCAUGUCCCUGUUAGAACCCACGAGGAGUUGGUCCGAUGGCUCCUGGCUCGUGACCCUCGUAAUGCCGAGGCUGGAUGGCUGAAGUUCCAUGGCAAGAAUAGAGUUGUUUGGUCGCUUUGUACUCUCCCCCCUUCCUGACGUCACACUGUCACUUAGUUCCUCAAUAUCCGUACUCUACGUUUCU